AAAUUCACAUUCUCAUCCCUUCUCUCCUCCCCUCGGCUGUGGCAGCAGCUUUCCAUCACUUCCCCACUUCUCCUCCUGCCUGUGGGCUGGAAGGGCCCCUGGAGCCUUUGAGGAGAUGCUGCUGUGAAAACCAUUGUCCCAAAGGAAGAGCCGGGAGCUCCAGGAGCUGCUGGUGCUGCUGCAAGAGGACACAGGCAAGGACUCUGCUCAGGCUGGGGAUGUGGCCGUGGGCUCUGCUGGAGUGUGGAGCUUCACCUGCACCAAGGUGUGUUUUCCAGAGGACCUUUGGCUCGCCCCCUGUGCCAGGCCCCAGCCCUGGGAUGCAGCCCGUGGCCCUGCAGAGCCUGUCCGAGCUGGAGAGGGCCAGUCUGCAGGAGCUGGCGCUGUUCCGGCUGCAGGAGAGGCUGCCCCUGGGGCACCUCAGUCUGGACAGAGAUGGCUCCAAAGGCAUUAAAUCCAUCCGGCAGAAGCUGGAGAGCUUCUCGAAAGAGAGGAAAGAGUGCUCUCCCCACACCUUCGGGGUCCCGCUCCCCCAGGUCAUCGCCAACGACCGCGCCUGCCGCCAGCUGCAGGAGGCCGUGGGCAAGAGCCGGCGGCUCUGCCUGGAGGUGGAGGCCACGGUGACCAGGUUCCGGGCUCAGAGGCAGAGGAGGUUGGGAAUGGGCACCAGCUGUAUCCGGGCACCCGACGGGGGCUGCCCAGAGGAGCCGCCUUCCCCAGCUCUUGUGGACAAGAGCUCCUGGAGCCAGCGGAGGGGGGCCAUGUCUGUGGAUUCCAUCACGGACCUGAGUGACAACGCCUCCGAGCUGCUGGAGGCCCUGCAGCUCUCACACCCCCACGAGCUGCACCCUCGCAGGAGCCGGCGCAAGAAGAAGCCACUGAGCCUGAACCCCAUCACCUGGCAGGUGCCACGGAUUGUGGACAGGUGCUGCACUCACCUUGAGACACACGGGCUCCAAACUGUUGGCAUCUUCCGUGUCGGGAGCUCCAAGAAAAGAGUCCAGCAGCUAAGGGAAGAGUUUGACCGAGGGCUGGAUGUUUUCUUGGAUGAGCAUCAGAGUGUUCAUGAUGUGGCUGCCCUGCUCAAAGAGUUUCUCCGGGAUAUGCCAGAUUCCCUGAUUCCCAGAGAGCUCUAUGGAGCCUUCCUCAGCACAGCCACCCUGGAGGGGCCGGCCCAGCUGGACACCCUGCAGCUGCUGCUGUUCCUGCUGCCCCCGUGCCACAGUGACACCCUGCUCCGGCUCCUGCGCUUCCUGGCCAAGGUGGCCCAGCACGCUGAGAGCUCCUGGGACCCCGAGGGCCGCAAGAUCCCUGGGAAUAAAAUGACAGUGUCAAACCUGGCUACAGUCUUUGGUCCCAACAUCCUGCAGAAGGAAAAGCCUGGAGAGAAAGAUGCCAGUGCCCUGAACUUUGAGGACAGUGCUGCCAUAAUCCUGGUGCUCCAGAGGCUGAUCGAGCACCACCACUCCCUGUUCAUGGUGUCUCCAGAGAUGCAGUGUGACGUGCUGAGGAGGCUGUUCCAGACAGACCCCGAUGUCAUUGAGUACCUGCUGCGCAGGAAAUUCCCUGACGUGCCGAGCCCAGAGUGUGAGGAUCCCGGGCAGGACCUCGCUCUGCCCGCGCUGCCCGGCUGGACACACAGCCUGGAGCGAGGCUCGGUCUCCUCGGAGCUCUACAGCAACGUCUCCUUCCUAAACCUGGAUGUUGGCAUCUAGCAAGCCCUGGCCAGGCUGCCUGGACAAAACGAGGCAGCUUUUCCCAGCAAAACCCAGCCCCUGCCUCACUCUGGGGGCAGCCCCUGUGCCUGUGCCCUGGGGGCAGAGCUGUACUCAGGGUUCACCUGCCAGGCUGGCACCUCCCUGUGGGUCCAACCACUGCCACGUCCUCAGCACAGCCCUCUCUGCCACCUCCUUCUCACAGGACCUCGGGGAAUGGCUUUCCAUCCCUAGACCUGGGAACACUCUUGGGAGGACAGGCUGAGGAAGCUGGGACUGCUCAGCCUGGAGAAGAGACGGCUCUGAGGGACCUUAUCUGUCGCCCUGUUCUUCUAAGUUCUUCUAAACCUUCUGAUGUUUACAUUCUUCUAAUGAAGUUUCUCACGCACGCACUUUUAUGUAAUUAAUUAUUGUUUUAUAUUCUUCUCUAGAGGAGGAGAAAUUUGAUGGACUGUUGGUUUGUCCAGUGCCAUUGGAGAGGUAGCACUUUCAUCCUCCAAUGCACUGUCAAUUUUGAAAGUCUAUAAAUAUUAGAGUCAAGAAAUAAACUUCCCUCCUUCUUCUUCUUCUC
This is a messenger RNA of Passer domesticus (house sparrow), 2286 nucleotides long. RefSeq names its product Rho GTPase activating protein 36 (gene ARHGAP36). The record is from RefSeq and is a predicted model, not a curated record. Gene Ontology annotation, biological process: signal transduction. Lineage: Eukaryota; Metazoa; Chordata; Aves; Passeriformes; Passeridae. Bases 219 to 1715 code for a protein of 498 amino acids. The transcript has 12 exons.